UUAGAAUCAGAGUAUAUAAAGUGUCGAACUAUCCUGAGACAUGUAUUAAGCUCAGGCGCUGUUUCUGUCCUCAUGGCAAAAUAUGGCAUCCUCCCUUCUCUUAUGUCUCUGCUACUGUGUGCUACCUUCGGGUCUGUUCUGUCUGCAAAUUCACCCAACAUCUCCACUGACCAAGCUUCCCUUUUAACCCUAAAAUCCCAUAUAACUCACGAUCCCCACAACCUCCUAGCAACCAACUGGUCCACUUCUAUCUCUAUUUGCUAUUGGACUGGUGUCACUUGUGGAUCCAGACAUCACAGAGUCAUUGCUCUGAAUUUGUCGAGUAUGGAUCUCACAGGCACCAUCCCAUCUCGCUUGGGAAAUUUAUCUUUCCUUUCCUCGCUCGACCUUCAGCACAAUAGUUUCCAUGGCUCUUUACCUACUGAGUUGAGUAAUUGGCAACGUCUGAAAUAUUUGAACUUCGGUAACAAUAGCUUCAGCGGAGAAAUCCCAUCAUGGUUUGGUUACUUCCCUCAACUGCAAAUCUUGUUGUUGUACAUGAACAACUUCACUGGUGUUAUCCCAUCUACUUUGGGCAAUUUGUCAAAAUUGGAAUGGUUAAUUCUGGAUUAUAAUUCUUUCUCAGGUGAAAUUCCAUCAGUUAUUGGAAAUCUUACUUCUCUUAGAAAGAUCGACCUUUCUGAAAACUACUUACAAGGUUCUAUUCCUUAUUCAAUCUUCAACAUUUCCUCGUUGCAGCAUAUUUCACUGGCAUACAACAAUCUCUCUGGUUAUCUCUCCUCCAAUAUGUUUGAUCAUCUUCCUCGAUUAUAUUAUCUUAAUUUGGAAUUCUGUCAACUUUCCGGAAGAGUUCCAUUGAGUUUAUUCAAAUGCAAAGAGUUGAACUUUUUGUUUUUGGAUAGUAACUAUUUGGAGGGAAUUAUUCCAAUAGAGAUCUCAAAUUUGACUUCACUCAAGUAUAUCUCUAUCGAACGAAACUACUUAUCAGGAAAAAUUCCAUCAGUUAUUGGAAACUGGACUUUUCUCGAGGAAUUUGAACUUUCUGAUAACAACUUAACAGGCCCAAUCCCUUCCUCAUUAUGCAAUCUGAGUUCCCUUAAGGUUCUCUUUUUAUACAAGAAUAGUUUGGAUGGAGAAAUCCCAGAAUGCAUUGGAAACAUGAGUUCUCUUUCACAUAUAAACCUAGAGAAGAAUAAUUUUCAUGGUAAAAUACCAGAAAAUUUUGAUAGAGGUUGCUCAUUACACAGUUUUCGAAUCAGCAGCAACCAAGUAGAUGGGUCACUACCACGAUCAUUGGGUAAUUGCAAAGAGUUGAAGCUUCUCGAUGUUGGAAACAACUAUUUGAAUGACACAUUCCCAAAGUGGUUGGGAAAUUUGGAUCAACUACAAGUUCUUAUCCUGAGAUCGAACAGAUUCUAUGGUGAAGUGGUGAGCUCAGGAGUUACAGUUUCCUUCACUCGUUUACGUCUCAUUGAUAUUUCUCAUAACAACUUCAGUGGCUAUUUACCAGGGAAGUUUUUUGAAAAUUUGCAUGCCAUUAGAGAAGCGAAUGAAAAGAAAGAAAAACCAGAGUACAUGACGGACGGAUCAGCAGUUGGAGUGUGGAAUUAUGCCAUUGGUUUAUCUUUUACAUUUAAAGGGUCGGAAUUUGAGUUUGAUGAACUGCUAACCAUAUGGACAGCUAUUGAUUUUUCGAACAAUCAGUUCUACGGGGAAAUUCCUAAGACAUUAGGAGAGCUUCACUCACUUAUUGUCCUGAACCUCUCUCAUAAUUGUUUAACAGGUCAUAUUCCAUCAUCACUAGGUGAUAUAUCCGAGCUUGAAUCAUUGGAUCUCUCAUCAAACAAACUCCAUGGAAGAAUUCCGAUAGAGUUGAACAAUCUUAAGUUCUUAGCAGUGUUAAAUUUUUCUAAGAAUAAUCUCACGGGACCCAUUCCUCAAGGCAAACAGUUUGAUACUUUCACAAAUGAUUCCUACAUAGGAAACUUGGGUUUAUGCGGGAUUUCAUUAUCAAAAAGCUGUAACAAUGAUGAGGCAACUCCAACCAAAUUUGAAAGUGAUGACGAUGAUGAUGGAUUGAAUUGGAAAUUUUCAAUAUUGAUGGGGUAUGGAUGUGGGUUGGUACUGGGACUGAGUACGGGAUACAUUGUAUUUGCAACUGGAAGACCAUUGUGGUUCAUUAGGAUCUACGAAAGAGUUCGACAAAGAUCUUCGAAAAAGGUAAAAAAGAGAAGUCGUUGACAGAUUUUUGUUGCAAAACAAGCGGUGGACAGAGCAGAAAACCUCAAUGCAUGGUGGUAGGCAGACCCUUUUCUAUAGAUGUUUUUUAUAUAUGCCGCGUGGGUGCUUUUUUUGUAUGUAUUAUGUUUUCCUGCAUCCUCUACAAUGGCAGCGUUCCCUUGAGUAUUUCUAUCUUGUAAUGACUAUCUUAAUAGGAAAACGAUGUUAAAUUAUGCCAAUUCAAAGGGAAA
This is a messenger RNA of Hibiscus syriacus, 2471 nucleotides long. Its product is annotated as receptor-like protein 9DC3. Lineage: Eukaryota; Viridiplantae; Streptophyta; Magnoliopsida; Malvales; Malvaceae. The transcript has 6 exons. Gene Ontology annotation, molecular function: protein binding. Bases 73 to 2241 code for a protein of 722 amino acids. The record is from RefSeq and is a predicted model, not a curated record.